This is a messenger RNA of Amoebophrya sp. A120, 1116 nucleotides long. Lineage: Eukaryota; Dinophyceae; Syndiniales; Amoebophryaceae. The record is from the annotation of a GenBank genome assembly.
GCGCAAUUAUGCAGAAUCGACAAAAAACGAUGUCCUCAUCGCAGGUGGUUCCGGUGCAUCUUCAAGUUCGAGCGGCUACGGCAGCGUCAGCGGGGAAGGAAACAAGGUGAAAAUUUCAUCAUCUUCCCCGGGGGGUGUCAUUCAUAAUGCAGCAAGAGCGUCGAAGUCGAGGAGCAAACAACAUCUUCAGGGGGCUGGUGCAGCUCCUAAGAACAAGACGAAGAAGACAAACACAAAGACCAACAAGCUUGGGUGGCGGCACCAGAUCGCGAAGAUGGACGCGGCAGAGGGAGAAACUUCUUCUUCGGAAGAUGAAGACUUCGACGAGGAGUGGGUGCCGGGGAAGAACAGGAGAAAGAAACCCGCAAAGAGUAGAACACCAAAGCAGGAGGGGGCACAAAAUAGGAUACAAGAAACGCCUCCACAGUCGAAGAUCGCCCGGAGUAGGAGCAGAGAUUGGCGCUGUGAGAAAGGUCUUGGAAUUUCGCGAGAGAAUGAAAAGCCCAGUCAGGUAAACAGCGAUAGCGACAUUUAUUUUGCUCCUUCGUCCAGUAGCAAGCUGAAGCUCCAUAAGAACUACCCUAGCCCGCACCAGCCUGGCAGCGCGCGGGGGAGUCGCGCGGCGGCCAGAAGAGCGAAGAAAGAGCAGGCGGAGGAGGACGAGCUGGAGGAAAGCAGAAGUUCUGCGUUUUACCACCAGCACGGGGAAAAGAAACCAAAGAACAGGGACAGGAAGAUGUUGAACGCAGUAAAUGGCGAAUCUUCAGACUCGUCAGCGGAGGCGCCUCCGGUUCUGCCGGCAAAAUUUCGGCGGAACACGAGGCAAUAUGUUCUUCCUCGUCCACCGGAGAUGUUGGGGAUGCCGAAUCUAGUUGUACACCAGGCGCCGGGAGUACCGCAGAACAACUUCGAAGGAGCGAUGUUCAACGCGCAGGCCGUGGGCGGGCAUCACGUACCGCCACAAGAUCAUUUUGCGGCGGCGUUUGGAAAAAAUCACAGCGGCUUCGGCGAGCAGCAGCGCGCUGCGGAUGGCGUGUUGAUGUUUCAUCAGGACGAGAGUAUGAACGUGGUCCAGCGCCGCGGCGGCUCUUCCUCGUCGUCGUCUUCGCGGCACGC